UCGCAGGCCAGCCGUCGCCAUCAGCCCGGACCGCUGCGGCGUACAUUUGCCCCCCCCCCAGCGUCACCCGAUUUCCUUCCUGAUCUGGUUCGCCUGCCGCUGCACUGCCCACCACUCCCUCUGCGAUGGACGUCCAACUGACAUCAACCCUGCUUGAUACUGGACGGAUUCAAUAAAUCCCAGACGCUCCCAGAUCGUUGACAUGGAGGCUAUCUUGGACUUUCGAAACGAAUUGGAUAUCGCUCUGCUCGACAAAGUCGUCCACGCUUUCUUUGCGGGGAAGGGUGUAGAGCAACAACAAGCCAACAAAGUUCUCACCCAGUUCAAGGAACACCCCGAUGCUUGGAGCCGUGUCGAUGGUAUCCUCGAAAAGUCGACCCUGACCGAGACCAAGUUCAUCGCCUUGCAGAUUCUCGAGACCCUGAUCGGGACGAUGUGGAAGGCCCUGCCUCCGGAGCAGCGCGAGGGCAUCAAGAACUACAUUGUGGCAUUCAUCAUCAAGUCGUCGUCUGAUGAGGCUACGCUCGAGAAGCAGAAGCCGCUCCUGCGAAAGCUGAACUUUGUGCUGGUCCAGAUCCUGAAGCAAGAGUGGCCCCACAACUGGCCCACCUUCAUCCCCGAAAUCGUCAACUCGAGCAAGAGUAACCUGGCCCUUUGCGAAAACAACAUGAGCAUUCUGAAACUCCUCAGCGAGGAGAUUUUCGACUUCUCCAACGAGCAAAUGACCCAGCAAAAGACAAAGAAUCUCAAGAACCAAAUGUGUGGCGAGUUUUCCGAAAUCUACCAGCUCUGCUACGAGAUUCUGGAGAAGGCUCAGAAGCCCAGCUUGAUCAGCGCCACACUCGAGACCCUUCUGCGAUUUUUGAACUGGAUUCCCCUCGGAUAUAUCUUUGAGACUCCCUUGAUCACUGUGCUUCAUAGCCGCUUUUUGGGAGUCCCUCAGUUCCGAAAUGUCACUCUCAAGUGCAUGACCGAAAUCGGCAGUCUGCAAGUUGGCCCGGAGUACUCUGAAAACUUUGUCGUGCUCUUCCAUAUGGUCAUGUCGUCGAUUAGACAGGUGUUUCCUCCCAACACCGACCUUGUGCCCAUUUGGGAAGACUCUACAGACGAAGAUCAAAACUACAUCCAGAACCUGGCCAUGUUCCUCUGCCAGUUUUUCACUGUCCAUUUGAAGAGUGUCGAAAAGGAGGCCGACAAGACGGACUUGAUCGAUGCCCACAUCUACCUCAUCAACAUCUCUCGCGUCAAGGAGAGAGAGAUCUUCAAGAUUUGCUUGGAAUACUGGGCUAAGCUGGUCGCCGAGCUCUACGAUGAAAUCCAGAACAUCCCUCACGCAGACGUACCGCUACUGAACCUCUCUUAUGGCGGCAUGGCCACUGGAGCUGCCAUCGGAUUGCGCAAACACAUCUACCAGAGUGUUCUAUCAAGCCUUCGUGUCGUUAUGAUUGAGCGUAUGGUCCGACCCGAGGAGGUUCUUAUCGUCGAAAAUGACGAAGGCGAGAUUGUCCGCGAGUUUGUAAAAGAGAGCGACACCAUUGUUCUCUACAAGAGCAUGCGAGAGGUCCUCGUGUAUUUGACCCAUCUUGAUGUUGAGGAUACCGAGGGCAUCAUGACCGAGAAGCUUUCUCGACAGAUGGAUGGCUCUGAGUGGUCAUGGGAUAACCUCAACACCCUCUGCUGGGCCAUUGGCUCGAUCAGUGGCGCCAUGAACGAAGAGACCGAAAAGCGAUUCCUGGUGACCGUCAUCAAGGAUUUGCUUGUUCUCUGCGAGAUGAAGCGCGGUAAGGACAACAAGGCCGUCGUGGCUUCCAACAUCAUGUACGUGGUUGGUCAGUACCCCCGGUUCCUGAAGGCCCACUGGAAAUUCCUCAAGACUGUGGUCAACAAGCUCUUUGAGUUCAUGCACGAGCUUCAUGAAGGUGUCCAGGACAUGGCGUGUGAUACCUUCAUCAAAAUCGCUCAGAAGUGCAAGCGUCACUUUGUGAUGCAGCAGGCCGGCGAGAUCAUGCCCUAUAUCGAGGAAAUCAUCGCCACCACCAACCAGAUUACUUCGGAUCUGCAGCCCCAGCAGGUUCAUACUUUCUACGAAGCUGUGGGCCAUAUGAUCUCUGCGCAAACCAACAAGGCCGCGGCCGAACGUCUCAUGAUCAAGUACAUGGAGAUCCCCAACCAGGCGUGGGACACAAUCAUGUCGCAGGCUGCCCAGAAUGUCGAUGUCCUCAACGACCCAAGCAACGUCAAAAUCCUUGCCAACAUCCUCAAGACCAACGUCUCUGCUUGCACUGCUGUCGGCCCGCUCUUCUACAACCAAAUGGGACGACUCUACAUGGACCUUCUUGGGCUGUACAAGGCCGUCAGCGAGAUUAUUUCUGAGGCGGUCACGACUCAGGGCCCGAUUGCCACUCAUACCCCCCGUGUCCGUGGAUAUCGUACCAUCAAGAAGGAGGUCUUGAAGUUGAUUGAGAUCUUUGUCAACAAGGCCGAUGAUCUGGAGGCCGUCAACCGUGAUUUGAUUCCUCCCCUGCUUGAGACUAUCCUCGGUGACUAUGCCCGCGGUGCUCCCCCAGCCCGUGAUGCCGAGGUGCUCAGUGUGAUGGCCAGCAUUGUCGCCCGUCUCCAGACUUUGAUGACCGAUCGCGUGUUCCCGAUCUUCGAAGCUGUAUUCGAAUGCACUCUCAACAUGAUCAACACCAACUUUGAGGAGUUCCCAGAGCACCGUGUGUCGUUUUUCAGACUCUUGCAAGUCAUCAAUGCCAACUGCUUCCCAGCCCUGUUGCAGCUGGCCGGCCCGCAGUUCAAGCUUUUCAUGGACAGUGUCACAUGGGCCUUCAAGCACACCAUGCGCGAUAUUUCCGAAACCGGCCUUACCAUCAUGCUCGAGCUGUUGCUCAACUUUGCCAAGACCGACAAGGCCAUCUCAAAUGCCUUCUUCCAGAGCUACUACAUCAACAUCAUGCAGGACGUCUUCUUUGUCCUGACUAAUACCAUGCACAAGUCUGGAUUCAAAACUCAGACUCUGAUCUUGAUGAACAUGUUCCAGUUCGUCGAUACCAACGUCAUUACCGCGCCGCUCUUCAACCCAGCUCAGGUUGCCAACCCCAACAUGACUAACCAGGAAUUCGUCUCUGAGUUUGUCAGCAAUCUGCUUCAGGGCGCCUUCACCCACGUCCAGCCCGUCCAAGUCCGCCAAUUCGUCAUUGGAUUCUUCUCGACUGACAAGGACCACAACCUCUUCAAGGGCCAUGUCAGAGACUUCCUCAUCACGCUGAAGGAAUUCCAAGGGGACAACAGUGAGCUGUUUUUGGAAGAGCGCGAGGCCGAGAUGGCCAUCAAGAAGAAGGAGGAGAUGGAUGCGGCCCUGCGGAUUCCGGGCAUGGUCAAGCCUCACGAUCGCCCCGACGACGGCAUGACCGACUAAGCUCCCCUCAACUCCCCACAUUUGGAUUGCCGCGCGCCCGUGUCCGCCGGCCUUUGGUGUCGCCUUUUUUCGUAGAAGUGCCGACUGCUAUAUACGGCGCCUCUUUCUUGAGAUUCAGCAUCGGCAGCUC
Molecule: messenger RNA, 3548 nt
Organism: Polychytrium aggregatum
Lineage: Eukaryota; Fungi; Chytridiomycota; Chytridiomycetes; Polychytriales
Product: CRM1 C terminal-domain-containing protein
Exons: 21
Coding region: 203-3418 (1071 amino acids)
Biological process (GO): ribosomal small subunit export from nucleus; ribosomal large subunit export from nucleus; protein export from nucleus
Cellular component (GO): cytoplasm; nucleus
Molecular function (GO): nuclear export signal receptor activity; small GTPase binding
Source: RefSeq, a predicted model, not a curated record